ACUUUAACCGCAGAGGGAAAACUCAAAGGAAGGGAAAUGAGACGAUCACAGUGUCUCUAAAACCCUCAUUUCUCCUCCACUUAGGGUUUAUACACUCUCUCCACCGCCAUGAGCCUCCUCCGCCUCUUUCUCCGCGGCUCCGUCCGCCGGUAUUCCUCCAAUCAUUCCCCCCUGCCCAAUAUUACCCCAAAUCAGCUCUCCUCGGCCGCCGACCACUCCCAGCCCCAAUCACCGACAAAUUCCCCAUCUACCCCCUACAUCUCGCAACGCUCCUAUGGAUUCUCCUCCGCAGAGGAAGCCGCCGCCGAGCGCCGCCGCCGCAAGCGCAGACUCCGGAUCGAGCCUCCUCUUUACGCCCUCCGCCCCAACCCUCAAACCCCUCCUCCCGGCGCCGCUAAUAGCGCCGACAGAGCCCGCCUCCCCGAUUCGACGUCAGUUCUAGUCGGCCCCCGCCUCAACCUCCACAACCGCGUUCAGUCUCUCAUUCGCGCCGGCGACAUCGACACCGCCUCCUACGUCUGCCGCCAAUCUGUUUUCCAGCGCGUCCGCCCCACUGUCUUCACUUGCAACGCCGUUGUUGCAGCGAUGUACCGCGCCGAGCGCUACGAUGAUGCCAAAGCCCUGUUUCACUACUUCUUCCGCCAAUCGAGUAUUGUACCCAACAUUGUUUCGUAUAAUAACCUCAUUGUGUCUCACUGUGCGUCGAAAGAUAUUGAGGCGGCGCUGGAAGUCUAUAAAGAGAUUCUGGACACUGCUCCCUUUUGCCCGUCGCCUGUAACCUAUCGCCACCUGACAAAGGGGCUCAUGGACGCUGGUCGGGUUGAUGAAGCCGUGGCUUACCUUCGUGAGAUGCUGCACAAGGGCCAUGGUGCGGACUCUUUGGUUUAUAACAAUGUGAUUCUUGGUUUCUUGAAUUUGGGAAACUUAGAUAAGGCUAAUGAGUACUUUGAUGAGUUGAAGGAGCGGUGCACCGUGUAUGAUGGGGUGGUGAAUGCUACAUUCAUGGAGUGGUUCUUUAACCAGGGAAAGGGGAAGGAGGCAAUGGAGUCUUUUAGGGAUUUAAUGUCUAGGGAGUAUAAGAUGGUGCCUGCUACAAGGAAUGCGUUGUUGGAGACGCUAUUGAAGCAUGGGAAAAAGAAAGAAGCAUGGGAUUUGUUUGAGGGCAUGUUGGAUGAUCACACGCCGCCUACCUUCCAAGCAGUGAAUUCAGACUCUAUCAGUAUGAUGGUUAAUGAAUGCUUUAAGGAAGGGAAUAUCGAAGAGGCGAUGCAUGUUUUCAAGAGGUCAGGUAAGGGACCCAAGUCGAAGCCUUUUUAUAUGGAUGUGGCUGGCUAUAACAAUAUGAUUACGAGGUUUUGUGAGCUUGAGAUGUUGGAUGAAGCGGAACAGUACUAUAAGCAGUUGUUGGACAAGUCAUUAGUCCCUGAUGUUAACACAUUUAGGACGUUGAUUGAUGCAUACAUCAAGCUAGACAAUGUCGAGAAAGUGAUUCAGAAGUACUCGGAGAUGGCUGAGUUGGGUAUUAGGGUUAUCCCUCCUUACGCUAAUAAGUGGUUUGCCUUGAUGAUCGAGAAGGGAAAAGCUUCUGAUUGUUUGCCAAUUCUGUCAAAAAUGACUGAUAGAGAACCAAAACCCGAUGUCAUGACCUAUGACAUUGUGAUAAGGGGCCUUAUUCUGGAAGGUCAUUUUGAUGCCACUGCCAAUCUGGUAAGAGAGAUGAUGACUCAGGGAAUUGGAACUACGUCUUCGCUUAAGGAAUUCGUCUUGGGUGUUUUUGAUGGACUAGGUCGCCGGGUGGAAAUUGAGAAUGUUUUCAACAUCACACAUCAGACUUCUGCAAAUCAGGAUACUCAACAGACUUCUGUGAAUCAGAAUACACAGCGACAGAGUUAUGGAAAUCAGCAUACACAACAGGGUUAUGCAAAUCGAUUUACACAGCAGGGAAGUCAGUCUCAAACGAUGCAGGAGAUGGCACAUUCACAUCCAAGGCGAGAGCAGGAAGUUGAGUACCGCUAUGGGGCAGGUAGAAAUGGAGUUUAACUCAAAGGUGGCUGAUUGGAUUCAAUUCGAUUGUUUUCAAGUAUUGAAAGAACUCAUGUAUCUCAGACUUGAAUGGAGGGGGGGCCCUUCUGUUUCUGUUAUCAACAGCGGGAAGACACAACUGUGGGUUGCAGGUUUGUUUUGAUACUAUAUUCUGAUGUGUUGGCUUCUUUUCUUAUUAGGUGGUAGUGAAAACCAUGUAUGCAGCAAAUAAAGAUGAGCUUCUCAACUUGUAAUGAUUAGUUGACCAAGUUGUAUUUAUUUGAAAUACAGAACAUAAAUGAACAAAAAACUUAUUCGGCUUCUCCUAGAGAUCAACUGGUAUUUUUUCUGUAAAUUAUGUUUUCAUCAGAUUAGAAUCUUCUGAAUCUUGAUCGGGU
Salvia miltiorrhiza (redroot sage) is the source of this 2420-nucleotide messenger RNA. Its product is annotated as pentatricopeptide repeat-containing protein At1g10270-like. Gene Ontology annotation, cellular component: chloroplast. Gene Ontology annotation, molecular function: protein binding. The transcript is spliced from 4 exons. NCBI's taxonomy places the organism in Eukaryota, Viridiplantae, Streptophyta, Magnoliopsida, Lamiales, Lamiaceae. Bases 109 to 2040 code for a protein of 643 amino acids. The record is from RefSeq and is a predicted model, not a curated record.